Molecule: messenger RNA, 2877 nt
Organism: Linepithema humile (Argentine ant)
Lineage: Eukaryota; Metazoa; Arthropoda; Insecta; Hymenoptera; Formicidae
Source: RefSeq, a predicted model, not a curated record
AUGGGCUACACACCCAGCGCAUGGAAACUGGCCAGGGUAGUGUUCAUCCCAAAGGCGGGAAGAACGAGCUACACCAAGGCAAAGGACUUCAGGCCAAUUAGCCUAACAUCGUUUCUCCUUAAGACAUUGGAGAAGCUGACGGUAGCGUUUAUUGAGGAGCAGCUGGAAAGGAAGGGCUACACAGUGGGUGCUUUCUUGGACAUAGAGGGCGCCUUUAACAACACACCGCACGAGGUAGUGUGUGAGGAAGCCGCCAGAAGAGGUGUCCCGAUGAAGCUCGUCGAGUGGAUCCGGGGCAUGCUAGGAAGGCGUGUGAUGACUUCGCUGGGAACUGCGAAGGUUUGUGGUUGGUUGGGAAGAGGCUGCCCGCGGGGCGGAGUACUUUCCCCACUUUUAUGGUGCCUGGUAGCAGACGGAUUAUUAAAGGCACUGAACGAUAGAGGCUUCACUGCACAAGGCUACGCGGAUGACGUGGCAAUACUUGUGCGAGGCCCCUUUCUAGAGACGCUUCUAGAGCUCAUACAGGGGGCACUGGAAGUCGUAGAGGAGUGGUGUCAGAGGACGGGUUUAGCGGUGGACACCAUUGUGGGACCCAUUCUUGGAGGAGUAAGGUUAGUUCCGACCGAAUCAGUGAAAUAUCUGGGAGUUAUCUUGGAUAGGAAACUGCUUUGGGAGGAGCACCUUCGUAGCCGGUGCAAAAGCUUGUGCCAGUAUUUUUCCGUAGUAUGGUGGACUAGGGUGCGAAAGAAAACAGUCAAAGUUGCGCUGGAGCAUGUCAGGGCUCUGAUUUUGAGAGGGGCCCUGGGUGCUAUGGUUACAACACCAGUGGCGGCGAUGGGCGUAAUGUUCGGCAUCGAGCCAUUUCACCAGGUAGUGGUGGCUGCUGCAGCAAUGGCGGCAUACCGUCUGAGAUGCGAACUAAAAUGGAAGAAGGGAGCCUGGCAUACGAGGCUGCCAGAAGACGUUCUGUUGGAUCCGAUAUUCGAGAUGCGACAGGACAGAAUACCUAUUAUUCGGGCUUCUGAUAAGCGCUUUAAAGUGCAUAUACCGAGGCCGAAGGAGUGGAAAAGGAGGGAAAAAGAAGGUGGAAACUUAGGGGCUCGAGUGCGUGGAGGGGAUGUCUGGUAUACGAACGGCUCCAAGACGGACACGGGCUCCGGAGCCGGCUUCUUUGGCAAUCGAGAGGGAUGGAAGGAGAGCAUUUCUCUCGACAGUUAUGCCACGGUAUUGCAAGCGGAGAUUGUGGCUAUCCUAAGCUGUGCUCAGACAGUGCGGAGUAGGGAAGAAGCGGGAGAGCACAUCAGGAUUUGUACGGACAGCCAGGCGGCCAUCAAGGCGCUGGGGGCUCCGACAAUAACAUCGCGGUUGGUUCAGGAGUGCAGAGGCGUUCUGGACGAAUUGGCGAAAGAAAGAGAAGUCAUUGUACCUGGGUGCCUGGUCACUCAGGCAUCCAGGGUAAUGAAUGUGCGGACCAGCUGGGAACUGGCUUGGAGCAUAAGGGCUCUGAGUAAGAGAGAUGCCAGGUUAGCGGUACAGAUACUGACGGGUCAUGGCACCUUAAACUACCACAUGUACAAACUUGGGCGUAGCGAUACAUCCAGGUGCAGGGCAUGUGGAGACGACGAGGAAACAAGCCUUCAUGUACUCAGCGACUGUCCUGCACAUGCAGGGCUGAGACACAAGAUGCUGGGCUCAGCACUACUUGGGCCCGAGCAGAUCAGGGAGCUGCCGACACCUUUUAAGUAUAUGCAUCUGGUGUGUUUGGGCGUCAUGAAAAAAAUUUUAUCUGCAUGGAUAUAUGGAAAAUACUCACGUUUGUCAAAACUAUCAGGAAGAUUAAUUUCUAUUAUGUGUGCAAGACUUAAUAAUCUUAAAGAAUAUUGUCCGUCAGAUUUUGCAAGACGCCCUAGAUCUCUCGAAACGUGUUCUAAAUAUAAAGCGACAGAAUUUCGUCAAUUUUUGCUUUAUACAGGACCAGUUGUAAUGUAUGGUGUAUUGGACGAGAGAUUGUACAAGCACUUUUUAUUCUCACAUGUGGCAAUAAGAAUCUUAGUUUCCAAUUCAUCAUCAAGACAAUACUUGAAUUUUGCAGAGCUUGCGCUACAAAAGUUUGUUCGAAGUGAUUCUUUUUAUGGUCCAACCUUCAAUACUUAUAAUAUCCAUGGCUUGCUUCAUCUUACCAACGACGUGAGACGUUUUGACACUUUAGAUUCGUUUUCUGCAUUUUCUUAUAAAAAUAACAUGUCCAUUUUUAGAAAAUAUUCCGAUAAAACCACGACGUGUAGUUUACAACCUACCCGAGGAAAAAGGCAUCAGGACGCUCCUGGACGAGCACAGCAGCUAACGAAGGAAAAGGACAGCAACAACGAGACUCCGUGGACGGCCAGCACGAAAAAAGGUCAACCUUCAUCAUCAUCUCAUCUACGUCAUCAUCAUCAAUUCAUCUAUAUCUACCAGCGGCCCACAGAGUCUAAGAAACGCAGAAACACGCAGCAGCGGACCUCGCCCGGCUGCAGACGCUCCCGGGGACCCCGAAGAUGCUGCCACCCGGAAGGACCGGAGUAUGGGCCCCGGCCAGCCCUAACCAGUCUCGUUCCGGGAACAUCGACUCAUCGACACGAAUUAACCGGACCGAAAGUAUUUGGAAGGAAACCACAGAGAGCGGAGGGGGGCGCCCUGGAUGAACUGUGGGCGGUUCUCAGGGGCCCCCCUUUUCGGAAAAUCGGCAGGAUGCGCAGGAAGGCGACGCGGACUUGGAGAGGACCUACGUGCAGAGCUGAGAAGAGCCACUGUUCGGUGUGCCGCAAGUGCGCGAAGACGACAUCGAGGACUCAGCCCGACGACGCCGAAGACGCCGAAGACGUCCACUCAUUGUAA